GGCUAGCCCAGAACACGAUAGUGUAGGCGUAUUCCACCCAGUAUUUAUAUUACAUAGUUCGCGGAAAUGCCGGGUCUGUCUAUUAUAUGCAAUAGAUGCAUUCCCGGGAUAAAUUCAAACCUUCCAUCAUCAGAGACCGAUGAUAGUGCCUAUGUUCAGAGUAUGACACCAAGGUCAAAACACACCACUCGAAGAUCAAGCCCCUCGACUGGUCAAACAUACGCUGACAGGCAUCGAUCUGCAGGAUUUUGGAGAUCUUGGGAGUUUGUGUAUAGUUAUCCGGAGUUGAAUGUGAAAAAGAGUGAAACUCUGAUAAAUAAAUUGUCCAAAGGUAAAAAGAAUAUUCGAAAAUGGAGAACAUUUUCAAGAAAUGAGGGACAUGCAAAUCCUGAAACUAAAAGUUCAUCUGAUGCAAAGGAAACGUGUCCAGAAGUUUUAAGUCGGAGUAGGAGCCUAGAUGAAGAACACGUAAAUUCUGGAAGAAAGGAGCUGCCCUCUAAUGAAGAAGGCCAAAGAUCCGACAUCAUAUCAGAAUCAAGUGACAGCAAUGAACAUCUUGUGUUACCUCCAAUUAUAACACAUGAUGACAUAGCUUGUAUCGAAUCCAAUUUCACAUCUCACAUUGAGAGGUCAAAUGAUGAGAACUACUUCAGUAUGGCCGGCAGUUCGAAAGGAGCCAUUCCAAAGUAUAAGAAUGUUUCACAGAUACGAAUCCAAGAUUUUAACAGCGAGAAUUCGAUCGAUGAAGUGGGGCACAUUAAUCCUACUGAAACUGCUUCAAGCAGCACAGAUGUUGGAGAUUCAUCGAACAGGAAGAACUGGAAACACAGUUUCAGCAGAGAAGGAAAGAAUAAAAAUACAGUCCUCCAUUCGGAAGGUAAGAUAAAAGAUAAAGAAAAUAUGACGUCACUUCUGCAGUUCAACAAUCAUUCAUUGGGAAAAGACGUACUGGACAACGGCAUCUCAAUCCUCAACACGAAGUUACAAGUACAUACGACAAAAGAUCGACUGAAAACCUUUAAGAAUUGGCCAAAUAAACGUAUUGAUCCUAAAAAGCUCGCAGAAGCAGGUUUCUUUUACUGUGGCAGAGCAGAUAUCGUUGAGUGCUUCAAGUGCGGAAUUAAGGGUCACAACUGGGUGGAGAAUGAUAAACCAAUGGAAGAUCAUACAAGGUGGAACAAAGAUUGCCCAUUCGUGAGAGAAAACACGACCGAACACGACAAUAUACGGGUCAGACAAGGCCAAGACAUCUGUGGUAAUUUAGGUGUAGAAAUCCUACCAAAUUCUAGACCGGAAGACGUGACUGAGUCAGAAACUAGCCUGGAAAAAUUAGGUAUACAGAAGACCAAAGGUCCCAGCCACCCUGAUCAAAUUAUAUAUGAUACAAGGCUCGCAACAUUCGAGAAUUGGCCUAAGUCAAUGAAACAAAAACCUCCAGAACUAGCAAAUGCCGGUUUCUAUUAUCUUGGCGUUGGCGACCAAACACUUUGUUUCUUUUGUGGAGGUGGCCUUAAAGAUUGGGACGAGGAUGAUGAUCCUUGGGAACAGCACGCGUUGUGGUUUCCUAAAUGUAAUUUCCUAUUGUUAAAGAAGACUCCUGCUUUUGUUGAAGCUGUUCAAAGGAAACACAAAGGUUUAUUGUCGAUUAAGAAAGACGAAACUGAAAUUGAAGCAAGUUGUAGCUCUAAUAGUGACACCAAAGAAUCUUCUAGCAAACUGAGUUCAAAUACAGAAGAGAGAAAAUCUGAGGAAAGCUCUACGUUGUGCAAAAUUUGCUUCAAAAAUGAACUAGGUGUUGUUUUCUUGCCUUGUGGACAUAUGGUGGCUUGCAUAGAUUGUGCAUCAGCCUUAAAAGAAUGUGCAGUGUGUCGUAAAAACAUUCAGGCCACAGUACGAGCAUUCCUUUCGUAAUAUUCAAUCUCUUCUUAAAUUCUAGUCACCUUCUUUCGAAAUCACUGAAGUGAAACUGUUAGUAUUCUUCAUAUGUAAUUAUCAGUACAAAUUACCCAAAUUCCUUAGUACAUAUAUGGGAUUUUUCUGGUUAUCACAGGUGAUAUGAACGAACACUUUUGUAUAAAUAAUUAGAUUCUUUCAAUUUUGUAAUGAGUUCACUGCAUAAUGCACUAGAUCUUCUGCUUUCUACAUAUAUAACUUCGCUAUGGAAAAAUGCAAGAUCAAGCUGUUUUCUUUGAUAACCAAUGGGUGAUUAUAAAGAGCAACAAAAAAAACUUGAUUUUAUUCAUUUGACAUAUUGAUCGAUAAAGGUGUUGUAUCUAUUAUGUUUAACCUUUUCGCUUAGGUUUUCUAAAAGAACUAUUUGUAUAUAAUAAUAAUAAAUGUAUUUUUAUA
Coccinella septempunctata (seven-spotted ladybird) is the source of this 2349-nucleotide messenger RNA. RefSeq names its product death-associated inhibitor of apoptosis 1-like. Gene Ontology annotation, biological process: negative regulation of apoptotic process; regulation of cell cycle; positive regulation of protein ubiquitination. The transcript has 3 exons. Gene Ontology annotation, molecular function: ubiquitin protein ligase activity; cysteine-type endopeptidase inhibitor activity involved in apoptotic process. The coding region runs from base 67 to 1911 and encodes 614 amino acids. The record is from RefSeq and is a predicted model, not a curated record. Gene Ontology annotation, cellular component: nucleus; cytoplasm. Lineage: Eukaryota; Metazoa; Arthropoda; Insecta; Coleoptera; Coccinellidae.